CUUUCGUUUGUUGGUUCAUCUGAAUUCACCGUCCCGUAAAACUUCAAAAUAUAAACAAUAAACAAAUACAAUGUACAUCCAUUGUGGUCAGCUGUGAUAACAAUUGAUGCUAAGAUUAUAUUAUAUUCACAUUAUUUCAUUGGUAGUUCGGUACCGGUUGUAAAUAUAGUUGUAACAAUUUAACACCUAUUACUGAACAUUUCAUUCAGUUCAUUGUAUUUGCUUAACUAUUGAAUAUUUGCUGUUUAUCAUGUGCAUUUUGGACAUGACAUUUCCUGUUAAUGUCCGUUGAUAGAUUUGGAUCGUUGGAUUAGUCGCCGAAUCAAUCCUUCGGCUGUAAUUCAAGAGUUAAAUAUGAUUCAUUUACAAGCAUCUGAAUUUUUUCAAAACAUUAAAUAUUACCAUAAAGACAUAGAUGACAUUUUUGAACAACCUUCAAAUGUUAUUCCAACAUUAAGAUCUUACCAACGUAGAGCUGUCAAAUGGAUGGUAGAUAGAGAAAAAAACAAUAAUUUGGUUAAAAGUGAUGGAUCGCCGUUCAGUGGAGGAAUUUUAGCUGAUGAGAUGGGUUUAGGUAAAACUGUUGAAAUGUUAUGUUGUAUUAUGUCUAAUACAGCACCACCUGAAUUUUAUAAUAAAAAAAUUGUAUUUAAUACCAAUAAAUAUGAUUCAGCAACAGAUUUACUACCAAAAUCACCUAGGCCAUCAACAAGUAAAUACAUACAAUACUCUACUGAUUUAGAUCUAGAAAAUAAGUCAAAAAAAAGUUCCCGUCAUAUGCUUCAAAAUUGGUAUAAUAGUGUAUUAAGUGAUAUGAGUACUGUAUCAAAAAAAAGUAUUCCUUACGAAAAAGAUGCUCCAAUUAUUGAAUGCUAUUGUAUUAACACACCACCAAAAAGCACUUUAGUAAUUUGUGCAGUGUGCAGCAAAGGCCAGCAUGCAGAAUGUACGCAUUUUGAACCAAAACCAUUUGAAGAAGUACCAUACUUGUGUGCUAAUUGUUGGACUUUAAAUGAUAAACUUCACUGUAAAGCUACAUUGAUUGUUGUUCCACAAUCUAUUCUAAAUCAGUGGAUUGAUGAGAUAGAAAAACAUAUCGCUAGUCCUGGUUUAAAAGUUUUUGUUUACAAUGGUGUGCAUUUGGAUGGUUAUGUUCAACCAAUAUCUUUCAAUGAAUAUGAUAUUGUAAUAACAUCAUACAACAAUCUUUCAAGAGAUUUAAAUUAUGUUGGUAAUUCUGAUUUAGAAAAUCGAAAUACUACACGUUUAAGACAUUCCAAAAAAUACUAUUAUCCUCAGUCUCCAUUGCCUUGCAUAAAAUGGUGGCGAAUAUGUUUGGAUGAAGGUCAAGCUAUCGAAAGUACCUCUACUAAAGUAUCUGAAAUGACAUCUUGUUUAAAAUCUGUACAUAAAUGGGCUAUGACUGGUACACCUAUACAAAAAUCAUUAAAUGAUCUUUAUGGAAUUUUGAAGUUCCUAGAUGUUAGUCCAUACUGUAAUCGUAAUCAGUUUCAGAAGCUUAUGAAUGGUGAAACUAAUUUGAUGUAUGAUUGGUUUUCUAAAUUGAUUUGGCGUACUUUAAUAGAAGAUGUUAAUUCCGAGUUAAAUAUACCAAAACUUACUAAAGAACAGCAUUGGCUGACAUUUUCUCACAUUGAAAAACAUUUUUACCUUAGCCAACAUGUUGAUUGUGCUACAAACUUUUCGGAUACUAUUACUCGCAUUUUCCCAAAUCUAGAUAUAUCGUUUAAAAAUAUUGAUAGGAAAGUUAUAUUCACCAUAAUUGGACCAUUAUAUAAACUUCGACAAGCAUGUGUGCAUCCACAAGCUGUGAAUGGACAAUUUUUGAAAAUCAAAGGAACAAUGACUAUGGAAAAAUUAAUGGAUUUAAUGAUAGAAAAAUGUUGUAUUGAAUGUAAUGAUAUACUGCGAUCACUUGUCUCGCAACAUAAUGCUAUUGCUGGAUUGUAUCUUAUUCGUUCAGAAGCUGCCAAUGCUGUUGAACAUUAUAGAACUGUAUUAAGUUUAAUGGAGAAGUAUAAAGAUAAAAAACUUAAAAUAGAUACAUGUCAGAAAAUUCAUGUAAUGUAUAAUUUGGCUACUGUGUUGGAUGAACAUUCAACAAUAUCUCAUACUCUAUAUGAUUCGAACUUAAAAAAUGAUAUGGAAUUACUUGAAAAAGAAUAUAUUGAUGCUAGUAAACAAAAUAUUGAAAUAACUCGUAAAACAGUUACAUUUUAUUCAGUUAAAGUAGCUAAACUUCUUGAGAAAAAAACAUUAGGUUAUUCUGAUUGGUGGUCUGACAUGUUAGAUUGGAUUUUUUCACCUAAAGAUUUUUUAAUUAAAGUACAAUCCGAUUUGGAAGAUUACCGUGUGCCUGGUGUACCAAAUAUUGCAAAUAGAUUGAAAUCUGUGAAUGAUGUUUAUAAUAUCUUGGGUGUUUGGCUAGCAGACUUGGACAAAGCAAGAAUUGAUACAAUAUCUAUAUUAAAUAAUUUGGAAGAAACACCCAUGAAUGACUUAGUUCAAUCUGCAUUAAUAUGUCAUUUACGUUUAAAAUCUAAAAAAGGUGUUUCUAGAAAUAGAUGCUUAUUAUGUAAAGCAGAAGAUCAACUACAAGUAUAUGAAUCAUUAUUAUUUAGUGUUUCCAACAAACAAAAAAACAUGUCAGUUGAUAAAACUGAAGAAGAAGAUAAAGAAACCAUGUAUGAAAGUACUAGUAAAGGCCUUUGGAAAAUGUCUCAAAAAGAAUUUUUACUCAUGAAAUUAUUUCAGUAUGGGCAAGCCAAAAUUAUUAAUAAAAACUGUCUGAAAGAUGCAGCUGAACAUAUGAAAGUUUUAGAGUUAGUGCGUAAAGAAUUCAGGUAUUUAAGGUUGUUAUGGACUCAUCUUAGUGAUAGUCUCUCUGCUCAUGAUGAGAUAGUUAUGGCCAAGUCAAGGUUAAGACUUGGAGACAAUAUAAAACCAGAAGCUGAAGAAGAUGGUCCACCUAAAAAAAAAACUAAAAGAGAGGAUGAAAAUGAUGUUGUUAUGGAACAAUAUGUGGAUUAUAAUAUGAUAUCAUUGAGAUCUGAAAUCCCAAGAACUGAAAUUAUCUUAGAAAAAAAAAUUGGAACUUUACUUUAUCUUGAAAAUUUAAAAAAAGAGAAAGAAAAUUCCACUGAAACCGAGCCAUGUCCAAUUUGUUGUCUUAAUGGAGAUUCAGGGUGGGCAGUAUUACAAUGUGGUCAUAGUGUAUGUAAUAUAUGUUUAGCAACAAUGUGUAAUCAUUCAGAUGCUUUUGAAAUACCUUGCCCAAUGUGUAGAAAUAAUACUCCAAUGAAUUCUAUUUCCUAUGUAAAAAGUAAUCGUGAUGUUGAAGCAUCAAGCAUAGUAAUCAAAGGGUCAUUUUCUACUAAAAUAGAAAGUGUCACUUUAAAACUAAUUGAAUUGAUAACUCAAGAUCCAAAAGUUAAAGUUUUAAUAUUCUCUACUUGGGAAAAAGCAUUAAAUCUUCUAGGAGAAGCUUUGGAACAAAAUUCUAUUAACUUUAGGAUACUGAAACCUGGAAAUAAAUAUAAAAAGACAUUAAAAGAUUUUAAGGAAAAUGAUAAAAUAAAUGCAUUAUUAAUGAAAUUAAGUCUGGGUUCAAAAGGACUUAAUUUAACUGAAGCCACAAGAGUAUUUUUCAUGGAGCCUAUAAUUAAAAAAGCUGAUGAAUUUCAAGCAGUUGGUCGAAUUCAUAGAAUAGGCCAAACAAAACCAACUUUUAUACAUCAUUUUGUUAUUCGGGAUUCUAUUGAGGAAAAUAUUACAAAUAUGUUUUCAAGUGAUGAAUUACAGAGAUGGGAUGAUAUUACAUUGUCUCAACUAAUUAGAGUAUUUGAAAGAAAUGAAUCUAAUGAAACACCAUAGUUAUAUAAUAAUGUGUAAGAAUAGUAAAUAGUAUGUUAUUUAU
Molecule: messenger RNA, 3937 nt
Organism: Sipha flava (yellow sugarcane aphid)
Lineage: Eukaryota; Metazoa; Arthropoda; Insecta; Hemiptera; Aphididae
Product: E3 ubiquitin-protein ligase SHPRH
Exons: 19
Coding region: 355-3894 (1179 amino acids)
Biological process (GO): DNA damage response; protein polyubiquitination
Cellular component (GO): nucleus
Molecular function (GO): ubiquitin protein ligase activity; ATP binding; ATP-dependent chromatin remodeler activity
Source: RefSeq, a predicted model, not a curated record